UUCUUUCUGCAUAGCCAGAAUUCUUCAUACAUCUCAUGGACCACUUUCAAUUCCUCAAUGAAUUCAUGUCGCUCGAAUUUUAUCACCCUUGGCUUUGCUACUGAAGGUCAUGACUCUUCGUUCCUCUCCAUCUAAAUUACUGCUCACUCUCACCUACAAUUGUCAUGCCUCACCCAGCAGCAGCAAAAAAAAAAAAAACACCAGAGCGAUUCAACCGCUUCAAACCAUCGCUCCAGGCCAAACUCCAAUGGGAAUGCCCGUUCCGCUCUCAUUCAAUUCCAUUCCACUCGAUGCGUCUCAGUACAUCUGUCCUCUCGCAUAAUUUAAUAGUUGAUCUUCCGAACCGGUGACAACUGUGGUAAGGGAUUGUUUACCAAGAC
This is a messenger RNA of Xylona heveae TC161, 380 nucleotides long. RefSeq lists its product as hypothetical. The record is from RefSeq and is a predicted model, not a curated record. The transcript has a single exon. Bases 110 to 322 code for a protein of 70 amino acids. Lineage: Eukaryota; Fungi; Ascomycota; Xylonomycetes; Xylonales; Xylonaceae.